AUGGACUCGGAUUCGGAUUCGGGACUCCGGACACAAGCUGCCUUCCAACGCGAUUCCAGCUCCUCCAUACACACGCCUCCAUCUGUUGUCUAUGAUAACAUUGCUGGCCCAAGCCACUCGAAGGCGAAGUCGCUUCGCAGAGAGCCCAGCGGUCUCGUUGAUUGCCACCGCGUGUUGACGAAGGUAUUUGGCCAUGCGGACUACAAAGGCAAACAACGCGAGAUUGUAGAGGCUGCUGUAAGAGGAGCGGAUAUUUUCGUCCUCGCACCAACUGGGAUGGGAAAGGAAUUCCCUGCAGUAGCUGAUACUCACGGAAUAACAAUCGUGGUUUCUCCCCUCCUUGCUUUGAUGAAGAACCAGGUCUCUGCUCUUCGUGCCAAAUCGGUUAACGCCGUCGCCUUGACAUCAGAGACGGAUAAAGAAGAGAAGGAAGAGAUUGUGCGAGACUUAUCGUCAGGCCAUCCAAUAAACCGUCUUUUAUAUAUCACUCCCGAAAAGCUCCUCAGGAGCGAAUUUCUCAACACCCUGGAUACCGUCUAUGAAAACCAAGAACUAAAUCGAUUAGUUAUUGACGAGGCGCAUUGUAUUUCGGAAUGGGGUCACGACUUUCGUGCAGAAUACCGGCGGUUAGGCAUAUUCCGACGACGGUUCAACGAUGUACCCAUUAUGGCCUUGACGGCAACGGCGACCCCAACAGUACAAGCAGAUAUCAUUCGCUCUCUGGAAAUGUCCUCUGACCAUCUUGUCAAAGUUGUCCACCCAUUCAACCGCAGCAACCUAUUUUACGAAGUCCGCUAUCUCGGAACCCCAAAUCAAGCAUCUCAAUUUGCCGACAUACUCAAUUUCAUCCUCACUAUUUAUGAACGACGAGAACGCGUGUCCGCUGGGAUCAUUUAUUGUCGAACGCGAGCCGGUUGUGACGAGCUCAGCACAUUUUUGCGAGGGAAUGGUGUCAAAUCGAAACCAUAUCAUCGAGGGCUGAGACCAUCACAACUCGAUUCAACCCUUCGAGAAUGGACAUCUGGUGGAGGGGCUGGCUCAGGUUCGGUCGAUGUCGUUUGUGCGACGAUUGCAUUUGGUCUUGGGAUUGAUAAGGGAGACGUCCGGUAUAUCAUCCACUAUGACCUCCCCAAGAGUUUGGAAGGUUAUUAUCAAGAGACAGGUCGAGCAGGAAGGGACGGUUCCGCAGCAAGAUGUGUCCUCUACUAUUCACGAGAAGACGCCAUUCGCGUUAAGCGAUUGAUUUCUGCUAACCAAACGAAGCGAACGACAAUGGCGCUACAAUCUGACGGGCCUGAACCCAGUCAGCGUUCAGUAGAUAGUUUCAGAUCGCUCAUUGACUUAGCAGAGAGUACGACUCUCUGUCGUCAUGUUGCAAUUUGUCGCUAUUUUGGCGAAGCGAUUGACUCGAGUGACGCUGGGAUGGUGAGGAAAUACUGCAAUAAAAUGUGUGAUAUAUGCAAAAACCCUGCCAAGACAAAAGGUCUUCACCAGAAACUUUCUUCCCUGGAAUUUGCUGCUACACAAGUACCAAUUCAUCCUUCUCGUACCGACCUUGACGACGAGAACGUGGGGUCAAAGAAUGAUAACCAGAACAAAGGGGACAUUGCAGCGAUGAAACGAGCACGAACCGAGGUAGACAAUGCCGCUGUUGCGCGAUAUGGCAAGAAGAGCAAGACUUCCGGUUCGGCUUUGCCUAUGAGCAUGCGAUCCCUCAACACAAGACAAUUUGCCUCGCAUGGCGCACUGCUUAAACCAUAUAAGCCCCCGCUCAAGGCUGCUCCGGCUCCGAGCAUCGAUGAAAAUGAACGUCCUGCGUUGGAACCAGAUGUAGAGUCUGAACAACCCAACCAGCCAAUAACUAUUGACCUCGAAGAUGAAGACGACCUAGUGCCCGAAUGGGACGGGGAACAGAGAAACGAGAAGAUACCCGAACGCCUCCAAUUCGAUGAUGACAUGGAAGAUGAAUUACGAGGAAACCGAGAAUCCUCCCCAAUGGAAUUAGGGAAACUGAGUGGGGAAAUGGAAGCUUAUUUUUCUCAAAAGAUACCCCUCUACAUGCGACAUAGUGCCCGGGAAAGCUUGCGACAAGCAUUGCAUAAGACGUUUUUGCGAGGCGAUGCGGACAAAAUUUGGAAGGAAAACUUGGGGAAACGAAAACUGGAUGCUGCAUAUCGGUCUCCCCUACUUGACGAGGCCGCGAAAGGACUCGAAUUUGCUGCAUUCUCGCUUUGCAGCACCCAGGAUGGCUACGGGAGUCGUGUUGAGGCAACCGUCGAUGCUGUCAAGUUUUUGGCCAAACAUAUCGGACGAUGGAAGGACGGCGGAAAGGAGGAUGAAUGGGAGGAAGCAAUGGAAGUAAUUCAGGUGGUCAAGAACGCAAAGCUAUGA
Molecule: messenger RNA, 2391 nt
Organism: Mycena indigotica
Lineage: Eukaryota; Fungi; Basidiomycota; Agaricomycetes; Agaricales; Mycenaceae
Product: ATP-dependent DNA helicase
Exons: 23
Coding region: 1-2391 (796 amino acids)
Biological process (GO): double-strand break repair via homologous recombination
Cellular component (GO): chromosome; cytoplasm
Molecular function (GO): four-way junction helicase activity; 3'-5' DNA helicase activity; ATP binding
Source: RefSeq, a predicted model, not a curated record